Messenger RNA from Fusarium oxysporum Fo47, 177 nucleotides. RefSeq lists its product as uncharacterized. NCBI's taxonomy places the organism in Eukaryota, Fungi, Ascomycota, Sordariomycetes, Hypocreales, Nectriaceae. The transcript has a single exon. The record is from RefSeq and is a predicted model, not a curated record. The coding region runs from base 1 to 177 and encodes 58 amino acids.
AUGGUUCGUCAGCCGAUCGAGCAUCUUGUUGAUGGCAUCAAGCUUGUCUUUAAUGGGCUGCAGCUUCUCAUCAAAGAUUCUCUCAAGAUCAUCCCUCGAAGCGUGAAAAAUAAUAAUGCCUGGCAUGGCUGCGCUUUGUACACAACGCCCUUGUCUUCUACCGAUCGAAAGGCUUAG